Molecule: messenger RNA, 2751 nt
Organism: Arabis nemorensis
Lineage: Eukaryota; Viridiplantae; Streptophyta; Magnoliopsida; Brassicales; Brassicaceae
Source: the annotation of a GenBank genome assembly
AUGAGUUUUGGAAUGGGGGUAAUGGAGAACAUGGUACAUACAGAGUCAUCAAACGUUGGUUCGUUGAGCAAGAAUGGUAAUGGUUCUGAGGAGAAACUAGGAGGAAAUGUUUUGCAGAAUGGUAGUUACAAUACGGCUUCUACUGGAAUGCUUAAGUACAAGCGCCGGAAAGUUUAUGCGGUUAGAGAUUUCCCACCUGGUUGUGGAACCAUUGCGACGAGGCUCAGAUCGAGAAUGGGAGUGAAGACUUGUCAGAAUGGGAAAGCUGCUGAUGAUGAUGAGUUAAGAGAGGGUAGUUGUGGUCGGUCUUUUGAAGCUAAGGUUGAGUCUUUAGUGAAAGAAGAAGAAAACUUGGGACAGCGAGAUGAGCAGCCUUGUAAUGACAUGGAAGUUGCGGUAACCGCGGGAGUUGAAUCUCAUGUAGUUAACAUGCUGAAACAGGAACAGGAGCCAAUGAAAGAUGAAUUGAUGUAUGCACCAGAAGAUGAGAACUUCACGGAGAACGCAAGGGACCCGGUGGAGGUUCAGCCUCUGAGCGUUUGCUUGCCAGAUGGUAAUGGUGAGCAUUUUAUCUGUGAAUCAAUUACUUCAGUAGAUGCGGCGAUGGGUUCUGUUGGUGGGCAAAGCAUCGUGACGAAACAGCUUCAUGAAAGAAGGGCUGAUGUGGUAAGAGACUUCCCUUCAAAAACAGGAACCAAGCGUUCAAACAGUGUAAAAUCUGUCAAGGUUGAUGUGUCGACAGGAGAGAACUUGGUUCUUGAUAAGUCGGAUUCUGGUGUUAGCAGUGGCAGAACACAAAACAUGGUGAGGGAUAUGGUUGUUUAUGCCGAGGAACCAGAUCUUGGAAGAGACCAUCUGGAUCAAUCUCUUGCUAAGAGCAUAACAACGUAUGUUCCUGAGCCAUUGGAACCUGCAAGAUCCAAUGGUACAGUGCCGAAACCAAUUCAUGUUGCGGGUAGAAAAAAGGCAAAGAAAGGAAUUGCAUUGCAUGCACCCUUGAAGCUUACCAAGAUCAGUCGAGAGUAUGGUGAAGGAUCUAGGACGAGGAACAGUGAGAAGAAUUUGUAUUUGCGUGAGAGGUUAAGUCCGGAUAUAGAGGAAUUUCUUGACCAGGAGAUAGCUCGACAUCCUCAAACAGUGCAGGUCGGGAUUCCUCCCUCACAUCCCAGUGGUUCAAGCAGUGGUGAUAGUAUGCGGAGCAAAGUUAAGGAAACUCUGCGUCUUUUCCAUGGAGCUUGUAGGAAAAUUUUGCAGGAGAUAGAAGCAAAGCCAGUGCCGGGUAAAAGGGUCAGAGUAGAUUAUAUUGCUUCGAAUAUUCUCAAAAGCAAAGGGAAAUUUCUGAACACUGGUGUUCAGAUUGUUGGAACUGUGCCUGGGAUUGAGGUCGGUGAUGAGUUUCAGUAUAGGAUGGAGCUGAACAUUCUUGGCAUACAUAAACCAAGUCAAGGGGGUAUCGAUUAUGUAAAAGACGGUGAUGGCAUAAUUGCGACUAGUAUUGUAGCCUCUGGAGGGUAUGACGACGAGGUGGAUAAUACGGGUGUCAUGACUUACACUGGCCAAGGCGGAAAUGUGAUCAAAGUAAAUAAAAAAGGAAAGGAAGAAAAAGAGCCUGAAGACCAGCAGCUUAUAACGGGAAACCUUGCGUUAGCAAACAGCAUAAACAGGAAGAACCCUGUGCGUGUCAUAAGAGGCAGCGAUAAGGCAGCUAAGAAGAAAUCAUCAGUUGAUGCAAGAGGUAGGCAUUAUGUUUACGACGGUUUAUAUCUUGUGGAAGAGUAUUGGCAAGAAACUGGACCUCAUGGAAUGAAAGUCUUCAAGUAUAAACUUAGGCGCAUCCCCGGACAACCCGAGCUUUCAUGGAAAGUGGUGACGAAAUCAAAGAAGUCGAAAUACCGGGAAGGUCUAUGCAGACUUGACAUCUCAGAAGGGACUGAGAGAUUACCCAUUUGCGCUGUGAACGAAAUAGACGACGAGAAACCGCCAAUGUUCGUCUACACUGCGAAAAUGAUUUACCCGGAUUGGUGCAGACCAAUUCCUCCAAAGGCAUGCGGUUGCAUCAAACGCUGCAUGGAAGCGAGAAACUGUGCAUGUGUGGCGAAAAAUGGAGGAGAGAUACCGUACAACCACGAUGGAGCCGUUGUUGAUGCAAAGAAUUUAAUCUACGAGUGCGGCCCACUCUGCAAAUGCCCUUCUUCUUGCUACCUAAGAGUCACACAGCACGGGAUCAAGUUCCCGCUUGAGAUCUUCAAAACCGAGUCAAGAGGUUGGGGAGUGAGAUCGCUUAGCUCGAUCCCUUCGGGUAGCUUCAUAUGUGAAUAUGUAGGUGAGCUUUUAGAGGAUAACGAAGCAGAAAGAAGAACUGGAAACGACGAAUAUCUCUUUGAUAUUGGUAACAGGUAUGAUACUUCCUUAGCGGAAGGGAUGUCGAAGCUAAUGCCCGGGACACAGUCAGACAUUGCUAUGGAAGAAGAGACGAGCGGAUUCACCAUCGAUGCCGCAGCGAAAGGCAAUGUCGGGAGGUUCAUUAACCACAGCUGCUCACCGAAUCUGUACGCACAGAACGUACUGUACGAUCAUGAAGACACGAGGAUCCCUCACGUGAUGUUCUUCGCAAUGGACAACAUACCUCCGCUUCAAGAACUCUGUUACCACUACAAUUACGUGAUCGACCAGGUACGCGAUUCUAACGGUAAUGUCAAGAAGAAAACCUGCCAUUGUGGUUCUUCAGAGUGUACUGGUAGGCUCUAUUGA